AGUCUGGCGAGGCGAAGCAUGAGGAUGAUGCUGUUCUUACAGAGUUCCUUGGGUCUCUGAUGGAUUACACUCCUACUAUUCCUGAUGAUCUAGUGGAGCACUACUUGGCUAAGAGUGGGUUUCAGUGCCCUGAUGUAAGAUUGUAGGUACUUCCUUCCAGUUUCAUGUGGUACUUAAGAGCAGACGGUGUUGGGUUUUAGAAUGGUUUACAAGCAGUUUAAUCAGAUGUUCUAGAAUAAGGCUAGUUGCUGUGGCUACACAAAAGUUUGUUGCAGAUGUUGCCAGCGAUGCUCUUCAGCACUGCAAGGCUAGACCAGCUCCAGUUGUUAAAGACAAAAAACAGCAAAAGGAUAAACGUUUAAUAUUGACAAUGGAAGACCUUUCAAAAGCCCUGCGUGAGUAUGGAGUGAACGUGAAGCAUCCAGAAUAUUUUGCUGAUAGCCCUUGAACCGGAAUUGAUCUAGAAACCAACCGCAAGCCUUGACCAUAUUUGCCUAGUAAGGAUGAUCGUGUGUGAGAGAUCCCUGGUUUUAUGUUAGUGUUUCAGUGAAAUAAAACUCUCUCUCUUCCUAGUUACAUGUAUAUUCUUUUUGUUAUUUGUUUCUUGACUCGUGUCUCUCUUGAUAAUAAUAUUUCUGAGUUCUUGGUAUUCUAAUACGCUUAUGUAACAGUCCCUUUGGAUGAUCCCUCCUUGUAACCACUCUCUUCAUAGUCAAAUGUGCUUGGAAAUCUCAAUAGAUAACUUUGGAAUUAUCACCAAAAGAUCUCUCUGUUUUAUUGGUGAACCAAAUUUUACUCGACUCCCUUUUUUUUUUUAACUUUGCAACAGAAAACAACAAAGUUCUAUUGCUUUUUGCUUUUUACUAUUCAUUCACGUUGCCUCGAUAUCCAUUAAUGAAGACAAGAAAGUCUGAAACACUAACCUUUUCUAUAAAGCACAACUUUUCUUUUUCUUUUACUUCCCAGGAAAAAGUUUCAAAUAAUUCUCUCCAGUUUUUGUUUCUCUUUGAAUUGUUUGAGAUGGUGAAUCCACCACUUCAGUCUCCGACCAAUCCACAUUUCUUCCAGCCACUUCUUCCUGGUUUCCACUCUCACCUCACAAUACCUGUGGUCUUCUUCUCAAAGCACAUACAUGGAAAAACCAAGAAGAAAACAGUGAAACUAAGAUCAGACGCUUCAGACAAAACUUGGGAAGUGAAAAUAGAUGGCAGGAGACUCACCCGAGGGUGGAAAGACUUCACCACAGCACAUGACCUUAGAAUCGGAGACAUUAUUAUUUUCAAACACGAAGGAGAUAUGGUGUUCAAUGUCACUCCUUUUGGUCCUAGCUGUUGCGAGAUUCAGUAUACACAAUCUCACAUCAUCAAGGAAGAAGCUGACACUGAUGAUGAUGACGACGAAGAUGACAAUGAGCGUCGGUACAAGAUUAGAAAUGGUCUAAAACCCAAAACAGAGCCAAUGUCUUCGUUCUCAUUCCACCACUGUUUUGUAUCAGAAGUCACUACUUCCAAUCUAAAACUAGACACACUUUAUCUUCCUGUGGGAGCUACGAGUUCAAAUGCUUUGAACAAACGAUGCCACGAGAUGAUACUAGUGAACAAAGAGGGAAACUCAUGGACUGCGAGUUUGAAAUUUAGAGAGUCAGGCGGAAUGUAUUACAUCAGAAGAGGCUGGAGAAGAUUCUGUCUUGAUAACAGACGAAAAGUAGGAGACUUAUUUGUGUUCAAUCUGGUCGGAGAUGGAAAAACUACUCCAAUGAUGUGUGUUUGUCCUGAAGAAGAGUGUUCUGAACUAAUGAGCAAACACUUGAGCAGAGGGAGACGGAGUAGAAAGACAAAGAAGCGUUCUAAAUGGGUAGCUUCAUCAUCUUCAAGGCGAAACCGAUUCCUCACUAUCACUCUCACACGUUACAACUUCAUUAGCUCCAAACUUAUUCUUCCUAUAGCUUUCACGAAUACUAAUGGGCUUAGCAAUUACAAAGAGAUAAUCUUGAUGGACAAGCAUGGUGUGAAGCGGUUAACGAAGCUGGUGCAAGACGGACCACACAAUAAUAGAAAAGGAUUGGGGAAAGGAUGGAAAUUUUUCUGUGAAGCUAAUGAUGUAUUCAAGAUUGGUGAGUCUUUUGUGUUGGAGUUGGUGUGGGAAGACACGGUUCCUGUUCUCAAGUUUUGUUCCAAGGUCAAAGUCGAAACAGUUAAUGUCUGAAGAACAUAAGAGUAUUUUUAAUUUAGUGUCUCUUAAGUUUCAUUAGACUCUGAUUAAGAGUUUGUUUGACUCUCUAGUUUUCAAUCAAUGUUUAGAGUGUUACAUCGUAACUUGUUAUGCCUCGAGGUUCGAGACAAAAGUCUUUGAAAAAUAU
Brassica oleracea var. oleracea is the source of this 2359-nucleotide messenger RNA. Its product is annotated as transcription initiation factor TFIID subunit 10. Gene Ontology annotation, cellular component: transcription factor TFIID complex; SAGA complex; nucleus. NCBI's taxonomy places the organism in Eukaryota, Viridiplantae, Streptophyta, Magnoliopsida, Brassicales, Brassicaceae. The transcript is spliced from 10 exons. The record is from RefSeq and is a predicted model, not a curated record. Gene Ontology annotation, molecular function: DNA binding; promoter-specific chromatin binding; RNA polymerase II general transcription initiation factor activity. Gene Ontology annotation, biological process: transcription initiation at RNA polymerase II promoter. Bases 895 to 2205 code for a protein of 436 amino acids.